Parasteatoda tepidariorum (common house spider) is the source of this 1286-nucleotide messenger RNA. The record is from RefSeq and is a predicted model, not a curated record. NCBI's taxonomy places the organism in Eukaryota, Metazoa, Arthropoda, Arachnida, Araneae, Theridiidae.
UAUAAUAAAAAAUUAUGUUAUUACAGCUGCUGACUACGUUUGUAAAGGCCAUGAAUGCAAAUCUCCAUCAUCGAAAUGUGUAACAAAAGAUACUGAUUUCUUCUGUGAAUGUAAACCUGGGUACAAACUAAAGGUGGGAAAGUCUCGAGAAACAAACAAAGAUGAAUGUAAACAAAUAACUAAAUGCGACCUCGGAAUGUUUUCGUGUCCCUUACCAGAGAGGGCUAAAUGUGUGAUGAUAGGAGAUGACGAUUAUUAUUGCGAAUGUAAGGGUGGCUACGUACCCAAAGAAGGUGAAGUGAAGAGAAAUAAACAGGAAUGCACAAGUGGAUGCGAUAAGCAUUUCUGCAAAGAAGGUUCAACCUGUUAUCCUCUUGGCAAAGAUUAUUGGUGUAUAUGCCCUCCUUUCUUCGAAGGAAAAAAUUGCACUAAAGAAAGUGCAUACAAGUGUAAAGAUGGCGAUUGUCCAGGUGCAAAUACAAAGUGUGCCCCGGAUGGGAAUACGUAUAAAUGUGAAUGUCUCGAUGGUUUUGAACUAGUAGAUGAAAGCAAGAAGAAUACAAUGGAAGCGGUAUGCGAAAAUUGUUAUUGUGGUCAACAUAGCUUAUCUUGCUCAUUUGAUGAUGUAGGAAACAAAAAAUGCAUGUGUAUUGCAGGUUACGCCCAAAGAAACAUAACAUGUGCAGCGAUGUGUAGAAGUAACAGUGAUUGCUUAAAUGGCGGAAUAUGCAGAUACGACGGAAAUGGUUACUUUUGCAGUUGUAAAGAGCAUUACAAAGGAGACAAAUGCGAAACAAAUGAUGUCUGCGAUUCAAUGAUAGAAAAAUGUGAUGCAAUUGGAGCUGUGUGCACUUACAAUGAACUGCUGCGGAAAGGAUUUUGUGAAUGUCCUCCUACCAGAACAUUCAACAGAAAACGGAAAAUUUGUGAAGAUAUUUGCAAACCGGGAAUUUGUGUGCAUGGAAAAUGUGAAGUUGUGGAUUAUCACGAAAAAUGCAGGUGUUACGACGGUUACGAAGGAGACGAUUGUGAUCAAAAAAUAUCUAAAAUCACAGAUAAGUUAGAGUGGAGUAUUGUGUUAGCUUUGUUAAUUGCAUCACUUACUUGCUUCAUAACAAUCAUUCUCUGCUUUCUUAGAUCUCGGAAGUAAGCUUACUUCUGUUGCUAAAAUUCAAAUGUAAUAAUCUUUUGAAUUGUUUUGUACAAUCAUGAUUUCUCCUUGUACACAUCUCAAUGAUUAAUAAUUAGUUCCUUGGAUUUAAGUAAAUAAAGGAUGAUAAAGACUA